AUGGUAAAGAACAAUCCAUAUUCUGCAAUGCCUAAUUCCUUACAAAUUGGAGCAAUGAUACAGGCUUAUGCUCCAUGGGUCUAUUUUCAUCCUGACGAGCAAUACUUUCCAUCAUCGGUUUUGUGGUUUUUUCAAAAUGGUGUUGAGCUACACCAACCCGGCCGAAUUCCAAGGCCUGUGAUCAACGAUGGUGAUAACCUUCCAAAUAAUGGUGGAGCAGAUGAUGCCUUUCUAGACCUCCCAUCAGAUCAACCUAACAAAGAAAGGGUAAAGAAAGGGUUUUUGUCCAAUGCGGUAGCUUACAUACAUGUGAAAUCAGCACUAGGGGGAACAUGCACUGAUCUUGCCAUAUGGUUGUAUUAUCCUUUCAAUGGGGGAGGGAAGUUCCAAUUGGGACCUUUCACUAUAGACUUAGGAAUGAUAGGGGAGCAUGUUAGCGAUUGGGAACAUAUAACAUUAAGGGUCGAUAACUUUCAUGGGAAUCUAAGGGGGGUCUAUCUAUCUCAACAUGCUAAGGGGCAAUGGUUAACACCUAGAAAAUUUGAGCUCAUGGGUGGAACUAGACUAGUGGUGUAUGCAUCAUUGCAUGGUCAUGCCCAUUACUCUACUCCAACUUCUCAUACACAUUUGGCUAGAAACAUUGAUCCAAAGGACAUACAAAUGUUGUAUGAUGAGUUUUACAAGAUGAAUAGUUCGAGAAAAUCACCUAUUGUCAAUGGGGGAAACUUUAUAGGUUUGGUGUUAGGGAUGAUACUGCCAAAAGCAACAACGUGA
Molecule: messenger RNA, 774 nt
Organism: Helianthus annuus (common sunflower)
Lineage: Eukaryota; Viridiplantae; Streptophyta; Magnoliopsida; Asterales; Asteraceae
Exons: 1
Coding region: 1-774 (257 amino acids)
Source: RefSeq, a predicted model, not a curated record